AUGCUUUCGUGGUCACGCAAAAGCUCAUCACGUAGCUCAGAGUGGUCCAACAGAAGCUCUGAACAAGGCUACAGCACUUUUCCAACAAGCAAAAUGCAUCAUAGUCUCUCCAUCCGCUCCAGCAAGGCGAGCAGCGGGGCCGGCUCGUCCGGCGGCGGUGGCGGCCGCGUGGGCUUCUCGCUGUCGUCGCUGCGCGGCUCGAUCCAGCCGGAGCUGUCGCGCAAGCUGUACAAGCUGAUCAAGACGUCCAACAACGUCAUCAGCGCGCACGAGGCGGCGGGCAAGGAGCGCGUCAGCAUCGCGACGCAGCUGUCCGAGUGGGGCGAGCAGACGCAGGACGAGGCUAUCAGCGACGUCAGCGACAAGGUCGGCGUCAUCCUCAGCGAGAUCGGCGAGCAGGAGGACAACUACGCCCACGCCCUCGACGACGCCCGCGGCUCCCUCAAGCAGAUCCGCAACACCGAGAAGAGCGUCCAGCCCAGCCGCGACGGCAAGCGCAAGGUCGCCGACGAGAUCGCCAAGCUCAAGUCCAAGGAGCCCGAGAGCGCCAAGCUGCCCACCCUCGAGCAGGAGCUCGUCCGCGCCGAGGCCGAGAACCUGGUCGCUGAGGCGCAGCUGACGAAUAUCACCCGCCAGAAGCUCAAAGAAGCCUACGAUGCCGAGUUCCUAGCCACGAUCGAGCGUGCCGAGAAGCAAAUUAUCCUGGCCCGCCACGGCCGCCGCCUUCUCCAUCUCUUGGACGACGCCGCCGUCACGCCAGGCGACGACCGCCAGCCCUACAAUCACGGAGCCCAGGCCCGGCAGAUCCUUAACGACGCCGAGGACGACCUCCGCGAGUGGCAGCCAGAUCCCGAAGAUCAACAUGUGGGAGAGCACCAGCAAGAGACCAUCCACGACCAGAAGCAGCCCGUUCAGCUCAGCAGCCCAACCAUCUCGAGCGGUGGAGAGUUCAGCCCCCGAGAGGCCACUCAUGGCGGAAACACACAGAAUAUUUCUGGUAACACGGGCGGUGAUGUGGUAGAGGCCCCCUCGACCGCCCAGCCUCAAGGUGAGCAUACGUCCGCGAAGCGAGGAGUAGGUGGUGGUGGUGGUGCCGGCGGAUGUGUUAGAAUUAAUGGCGGAGUCUAUGGACACCGCCGAGGAGCCUCAGACACUGAGAUCGAACUACAGUCACCGCAACAACAGCUUGAGGGAAGCACCCUAGUCACGUCUGGCAGCCCUAUCAGCAGCGUGGGUGGUUGGAGACACCAUGACGAUAGUAUCCUGAGGCAGAAGCAGCCCAGUUUGGCAUUCUAA
Messenger RNA from Diaporthe amygdali, 1296 nucleotides. RefSeq lists its product as uncharacterized. The transcript is spliced from 3 exons. Gene Ontology annotation, molecular function: lipid binding. Gene Ontology annotation, biological process: negative regulation of protein kinase activity; eisosome assembly; endocytosis. Gene Ontology annotation, cellular component: plasma membrane; eisosome filament. Bases 1 to 1296 code for a protein of 431 amino acids. The record is from RefSeq and is a predicted model, not a curated record. NCBI's taxonomy places the organism in Eukaryota, Fungi, Ascomycota, Sordariomycetes, Diaporthales, Diaporthaceae.